This is a messenger RNA of Agelaius phoeniceus (red-winged blackbird), 1453 nucleotides long. It is a transcript of the gene MED18, whose product is annotated as mediator complex subunit 18. Gene Ontology annotation, cellular component: core mediator complex; mediator complex. Gene Ontology annotation, molecular function: transcription coregulator activity. Gene Ontology annotation, biological process: termination of RNA polymerase II transcription; regulation of transcription by RNA polymerase II. NCBI's taxonomy places the organism in Eukaryota, Metazoa, Chordata, Aves, Passeriformes, Icteridae. The record is from RefSeq and is a predicted model, not a curated record.
CGGAGCGCACGAUGGAGGCGCCGCCGGUGACCAUGAUGCCCGUCACGGGCGGCACCAUUAACAUGAUGGAGUACCUGCUCCAAGGGAGCGUGCUGGACCAGAGCCUGGAGAGCCUCCUGCACCGCCUGCGCGGGCUGUGCGACAACAUGGAGCCCGAGACCUUCCUGGACCACGAGAUGGUGUUCCUGCUGAAGGGGCAGCAGGCCAGCCCCUUCGUGCUGCGCGCCCGGCGCUCCAUGGACAAGAGCGGGAUGCCCUGGCACCUGCGCUACCUGGGACAGCCCGAAAUCGGUGACAAGAACCGCCACGCGCUGGUGCGCAACUGCGUGGACAUCGCCACGUCUGACAACCUGACGGACUUCCUGGUGGAGAUGGGUUUCCGCAUGGACCACGAGUUCGUGGCCAAAGGGCACGUGUUCCGCAAGGGCAUCAUGAAGAUCAUGGUGUACAAGAUCUUCCGCAUACUGAUGCCAGGAAACACGGAGAGCAUUGAGCCGCUCUCCCUCUCCUACUUGGUGGAGCUCAAUGUAGUCGCACCAGCAGGGCAGGACAUUGUUUCUGAUGACAUGAGGAACUUUGCUGAGCAGCUGAAGCCUCUAGUACACCUGGAGAAAAUUGACCCCAAAAGACUAAUGUGAUUGAAAAUCUGGGCCAUUAAGGCAUUGUUUUUGUGUUUCAGAAAAGGAUGUUUUUCCAAAAAGCUUUUUUGUGGGCAAAUCAAAGCAGGAAGAAGGGAAUAAAGUACUAUAUAUCAGUUUUGGCAGUUGUAAUAACUGAGUGGUUUUUUCUUUCACUUGUGAAUAUGAACAAAAGUGGACACUUUAAAUUAGCACUGUCAAAAAAAAAUCAGUAAAUGUUAAUACCGACAGUCUUCCUUCUCUUGCAUAGGAGAUAACUUAAAAAGCCUAUUGCCUAACACUAAAAAUGUCAAGACUUACUGUAAUUCAUCCCUCUGUGUACCCAGAUCCCACUGCUGUCUUUAAGUUUUUUAGAGCACAAUUUGUGUAUCCUACCUAGUAAUCCAAAAUUUUUCUUUUCAGUAAUAGGUGAAGUUAAUAUCGUUUAAUGCAAGAGGUGCUGUUUCACACAAGUAUAAACAUAGAAUCUGCUAUAUAAAAGAGCAACUAACUGUACACCUCUUCACCAAAGCUUAUAUGACAGGAACAGCUACUUGUUAGGGAAACUGUUUCUUCUUAUGUAACUAAAGUUAGAAGUGGAAGAAAAUCUAGUAAUAUUAACAUUUGCAAGUGGUUUUCACAUCUGUUGACAGUGUUCCAUUAUUUUCACUGGAAUUGGUUAGGACAGUCUUAGUUAAUAAGAAAGUAAAUUACCAGGUACUUUUUAUUACUGAAUUUCUCACAGCUGACAGCUAUAUUAAAUAUUGAAAUGUUAAGUGCUUUACAUUAAAAAAUUUAUUCACAAUUUUUCAUUAAAAAUGUAAUACAAAUCAUCA